Capronia coronata CBS 617.96 is the source of this 1452-nucleotide messenger RNA. RefSeq lists its product as uncharacterized. The transcript is spliced from 2 exons. Bases 1 to 1452 code for a protein of 483 amino acids. The record is from RefSeq and is a predicted model, not a curated record. NCBI's taxonomy places the organism in Eukaryota, Fungi, Ascomycota, Eurotiomycetes, Chaetothyriales, Herpotrichiellaceae.
AUGUUCACCUCCGUGCGAGACCAGGGCCGCCGGCGUCGCAGUCAAACCUACGGCGUUAGCAAGGGCGCCCGCUCAUCCAAGUUGUCCCUCCUUUCUGCAAUAACCACUGGUUCGCAUGGUUCGAACGACAGUGCUUCUACCAUCACUCAAGAAUCCUAUACAAAGUCCUCGUCAAGUUCCGGCAAGAAGCGGAGGACAUCAAACCAAAAACGAUCCCGAGAAAGUCGAGAUGGUAAGCUGGCAUCUGGGAAAGGCAGUAUAGACAAGACAAAGGGGGAAAAGAGCAUGUCUAAAGACUCGAUCGAUGUCUUUGCAUUCCUUGUCCAAGACGAUAACCAGUCCACUUCCACACAGCAGCCCCAGAAAGCAGCCCAUUUUGGACAAGCGGCUCCGCCGGGACACGAAGAGUCAGAUAAUGAAAGUAUGGGGAGAAGUCUGCAUUCUGACUCGGGCAUCUCGAUGGGGGACAACAGCGUUGGUCACCCUGCUAGCGAGCUUACCCUUGAAAGCCAUUUGCCACCAUUGCCCGAGGACAGACAGGAAAUAAGUGACGGUCAAGAACAGUUGGCAAGCAGACCACACCACACUCGACCACCUCGGUGGAAGUGGCCCGAUAUACCACUAGCCACUCACCAGUCCAACAUCAGUGAGCCUCGCAGCAGGACUCCCAGCCCCAGCCAGCGCCGUGUACGCUUCUCAUGGCCCCCAAAACGGGCUGACAAAGGGUCCCGGGUGCCGAGGGAGCGGUUGUCCGGCUACGACCUCGUUGCUGAUCACUUGUCACGGGGAGCACUUCCCCCGGUGUUUCGACAGUUUGGCAAGAUCCACUUUCGAGUGUUACUGCAGAUCCAGGAUGAAAUUGUGGAAAUGGAGGAAGAACUCGCCGCGCUGGACCUGGCUGAUGGCGAGAACCGUCUCAGCUCUGACGGCAGCACCUCCCCAGCCUCGCGCCGCGUCAACUGGCAAUGGGGUCUGUCCGAGCUGCAAGCGCGGCGGUUAGAGGUGUUGGGCAGGCUGUAUAUCAAACUGGAGCAAUACUAUCAAGCUCUGAUAUCGGGCCAGAAGGUGCAGAAACUGUCCACCCUCGCCAUGCCGGCGGACAUUGAGCAAUUUCGAGCAUGGCUGCAAGAACACAAUCCUUUGUCAACUCCCGAGGCCAAGUUCCUGGACGACGAAGACGAUUUGGUCUCCUUGAGAGAAGCAUCGGCUCCCCCGGGGCACACAGAACCCCCGCUAGAUCUGAUUGCUCUGUGUAUUGUCGCCAUGGCCCUCUUUCCGCUGUUGUGCUUCAAAAUGAUAACUGGCGUCUUGAAUAGAUUGAUCCUCCUCACGGCAUUGUGGGCUGCCGGGUGCCACAGACUGGAAAAGCUGCACCGAGUAAAAGUCGAGCAGCAUCAGCAAUGGCUCGUGGCAUGUUUUGGAGUUUCUCUGGUCGCUGCAUUGUUCUUGUAG